AUGGCUACGCAACUGCGGAAGAAGCUGGUGUAUUCGGUUGACAGUCCCUUCUCUGCAACACAUUGGCCCGAUAUUACCCCUGAAGAUCAAGAUGCAAUUCUAGAACUUCUCCUCAGCCUUUUGUCCCCUCUGGGCCAAUACCGUCAGAGGCACAUCAAGCCCUCAGAAGGCAAGCGUACAUCCAAGAGAAAGAGAACGGCACCGGGUGCAGCCUCGACCGAACCGGUCAAGAGCGAACGCCCACCAGCACCGGAGCUCGCCUCCUUCAUCGACGUCGGCCUAGUGGCAAUUACACGCAACCUUGAAAAGCUUGCGGCAGGUCAGCAGGGUUUCGAGGGUACCUCCAAACACGAUAACGCCGCGGCGAACUCGCCUAGCCCGUACUCUAUUAUAUUUGUUGCACGCUCGGGUCAGCCCUCAGCCUUCAACUGCCAACUCCCCCAGAUGGUCGCCGUUGCUUCCAAGAGCUCGCCGUCUGAGCCUCCGACGCGGCUUGUAGGUUAUUCGAGGCCGUGCGCCGAGAAGCUCAGUGCUUGCCUAGGUAUUCCAAGGGCCUCGGCGGUUGGAAUACGGGUCGGUGCUCCCAUGUCCAAGGCUCUGGUCGAUUACGUUCAGCAACACGUCUCUCCCGUCAGAGUGGCUUGGCUUGAUGAGGCUGAGAAAGCUGUGUAUCGCCCUACACAGUUGAAGAUAGACGAGAAGAUGGUGCCGGCGAAGAAGAGCGGCAAGGCUUGA
Messenger RNA from Colletotrichum higginsianum IMI 349063, 735 nucleotides. RefSeq names its product RNase p and RNase mrp subunit. The transcript is spliced from 3 exons. Gene Ontology annotation, biological process: intronic box C/D snoRNA processing; tRNA processing; nuclear-transcribed mRNA catabolic process, RNase MRP-dependent. Gene Ontology annotation, molecular function: ribonuclease MRP activity. The record is from RefSeq and is a predicted model, not a curated record. Bases 1 to 735 code for a protein of 244 amino acids. Gene Ontology annotation, cellular component: nucleolar ribonuclease P complex; ribonuclease MRP complex; cytosol. Lineage: Eukaryota; Fungi; Ascomycota; Sordariomycetes; Glomerellales; Glomerellaceae.